Messenger RNA from Penicillium digitatum Pd1, 606 nucleotides. Its product is annotated as neutral amino acid permease. Gene Ontology annotation, molecular function: L-amino acid transmembrane transporter activity. Gene Ontology annotation, biological process: amino acid transmembrane transport. NCBI's taxonomy places the organism in Eukaryota, Fungi, Ascomycota, Eurotiomycetes, Eurotiales, Aspergillaceae. The record is from RefSeq and is a predicted model, not a curated record.
AUGCGGUUGGUUAUCCUCAUCAUCACCGUCGGCAUCACAGAAAAGGGACAAGGCGUCGUUGCAGUCGUUAAUACAGACCUCUUCUACGGCUUCUCGGCAGUCUGCAACAUCGUCUUCGCCUUCUGCGGCCACGCAGCCUUCUUCGGCCUCAUGGCCGAACUCAAGAACCCAAGAGACUUCACAAAAUCCCCCCUUCCCCUGCAGGGCAUCGACAUGGGCCUGUACAUCACCGCCGCGCUAGUGAUCUAUCGGUACGCCGGCAGCAGUGUGACUUCUCCAGCGCUAGGAUCCGCCUCGCCGAUGAUCGCAAAAGUCGCAUACGGCAUCUCCCUACCGACAAUCAUCAUCGCCGGUGGCAUCAACGGCCACGUCGCGUUCAAGUACGUGUACUUGCGCAUUGUCAAGGGUACAGACCGCAUGCACAAGCGUGACUGGAUCGCGACCGGAUCAUGGGUCGGUAUUGCGCUCAUGCUGUGGGCUAUGGCGUGGAUUAUUUCCACUGCGAUUCCGGUCUUCAGUAGCCUGCUCAGUUUGAUUACGGCCCUCUUUGCGAGUUGGUUUACCUACGGCUUCAGUGCGAUCUUCUCUUGUGCGAAUAAUGCUUAG